AUGGCUUCUUACGCUGAUCCACCGGUCCAAGACCGCUGGGACUCGCACGAUUUCGAUGGCGACCCUGAUCGCUAUCUAUGCCUUUACAGCAUGUCAGACGAAUUUGACUUAGAUGCUUGGGCGACUCCUGAUCCUCGGGUCACGACUAUGGUCGACAUGGGAGACGCCUUUGCUUCGGAGAUGGAACUGCACCGUUCCACCCUAAACCCAGUCAAAUUCGAGAAAACGGAGUCCCCUUUUGAUGGAGGCAGCUCCGACGAUGGAGGAUUUCCACUACCACGUUUGUUGACGUUCAGAGAACGCCGACGCCUACCUGUGCAGUUGUUACUUCGCAAGUCCCGCCAUGCACCUAUUGCUUGUGGUAAAUGCCGCGAAGACAUGAUUGCUUCUUGUUCCCUCUCCUCCCGGGAUAAAUUGGCGAGCGUCCGGCUUUCGGACCUUGCAACUAUGGAGGACAUUUGCGUCCUAGAUUUCGUUACCCCAGUCCCCGUGUCCCCAGACGACGGCCAAACGGCACAUCUGGACAUUCCGGAUACAUGCCGACAGGUCUCCUUUGGGAAACUCAACGGCGUGAUGCAGUUGUUGUUGGCCAAGGACCUGACUCAGCAAAUCGCCGAGUCAACCACCCUUUACCAAUACGACCCUUACUACCAGCAACCUUCAACUCCUGAAACGGAGUUCUACGACCUGUCUGCUGCAACGAAUAUCGUUGGCAGACUUCCAAGCGAGAACACUACACACCACCCCGGGUUCCCCCCUUCAGUCGCAGUUAUGGCGGUCACUACCACAGGCUGGCCCUACGGGGCCCAGCCGGUACGUGCUGCACCCGAUGCCAUGAACGACAGCAUGUAUCAAAACUCGCCUUUCUCCGAGCUCUUUGAGCUUUCGGACGAGGGCGACGAUUGGGCAAUGCUCAUGCAGCAGGACAUGCUCGCUACGGGCGACUACGACAUGACCACCUUCGACCCUUCCACCAUGGAACCAACUUACCAAACCACCCACUCUCCUCAGGAAAUCUUCAACGACCCCGCCGUCCAGUUCGAUGUCGCGCAGAGCCUAGGCCCCAACUUCUUUGACUUUAACAGCCCUCUGCCCGACCUCUCUACCUCUGGCUACCUCUCUGGCGACCAGGUUUCCUCCUAUUUGGGCAGCACGAACACCUCCCCCUUCGAGCCUGUCCUCGACUUCUUCCCCGAAACCGACUCAUUCUCCAUGUUCCCGGCAAGCACCGACGGCUCGCCCCUCGACACAACUUUCUCCUCCCCCGGAUCAGACAGCGCAAGCGCCCCUUCCAGCUCCUCCCACCCAUACAGCUGCACCACCGACGGCUGCACAAAGACCUUUGCAAAGGAGGCUCAGCUGAAGCAGCACCAGCGCGUCCAUCGCAAGGCCCUCGUCUGCACCAUCUGCCGCGCCGAGCACCGCCACGAGCACAAGUUCGCUCAAGUGCGAGACCUAGAGCGGCACAUGCAGGCGCGCCACAAGGACGUUGCCGAGAAGAACAACGUGCGCUCCGAGAUCCGCCAGUGCCCGCACCAGGGGUGCGAACACCAGGGGAGGCGGGACAAUGUGUCGAGGCACCACAAGAGUAAGCACGGUAAGGAACUCAAGUGGAAGAGGGGUGUCCCUCACGUGGUGGGUUGA
Molecule: messenger RNA, 1644 nt
Organism: Colletotrichum lupini
Lineage: Eukaryota; Fungi; Ascomycota; Sordariomycetes; Glomerellales; Glomerellaceae
Exons: 4
Coding region: 1-1644 (547 amino acids)
Source: RefSeq, a predicted model, not a curated record